Molecule: messenger RNA, 1646 nt
Organism: Sorex araneus (European shrew)
Lineage: Eukaryota; Metazoa; Chordata; Mammalia; Eulipotyphla; Soricidae
Gene: C3H17orf99
Product: chromosome 3 C17orf99 homolog
Exons: 7
Coding region: 1-1206 (401 amino acids)
Source: RefSeq, a predicted model, not a curated record
AUGUGGCUGCUUCUGCCUCUGCUCCUGUCCGUCAGGUUGGCCACCAGCAGCUUCUCCGAGGAGCAGAGAGAUGGUAAGUACCAGGCCAAGGAGACCAGGGCCGAGCAGGGCGUCGCCGUGGCCGGGGAGGGGGCUCGGAUGGCGACCGGGACAAUCUGGAGCCUGGCCUCCUUCUGGGAAGGUACUGCCAGCGGCCGCGUGGGGGCGUCGGGGGCCCUGGCCGGCCUGGCCGCGUCCGGCCGGUGUCCUGUCCCGCGCGGUGGCCGUCACCUCUCUCCACCGUCCUGGCUGCCCCCGUCCCGUACCGCCCAGGGCCCAGGCCCUCCCCCGCUGCGGCGCUUCCGCUGCCGCUCGGCCGAAGGCCCAGGGCCCUCAGCUCCCGGGAGCGGGGCGGGGGGUGGGGGUGGGGGUGGGGACCAUCCCCUGCGUUUGCUCCUGCCGGGCCGGACUCAGCCUCCCGCGUCCGGGCCUGACCCGCCCGGAGAGCAGCGCCCCAGCCCUGAGCUGCUGCCUUCCCCGGGGGUCCCCGCAGCACCCCCUGCCGAGGUCCGCAUCGCCUACAAAGUCCUGGAGGUCUUCCCCCGCGGCCGCCGCGUCCUCAUCUCCUGCCACGCCCCCCGCCAGCACCCGCCCCUCAACUACUCCCUCUGGGGCAGCGGCGGCAUCGAGGUGGCCAGGAAGCUGGUGGUGACCCGGGCACAGGCCUCCUUCUCCGUCAACGUCACGCUCAAGUCCAGGCCAGACCUGCUCACCUACUCGUGCCAGCUGGCGGCCCCGGGGGGCGCGCGCGCAGCCAGCGCGGAGCUGCAGAUGUACUGGGAGCUGUGGACCAAGCCGGUGUCCCAGCUCCGGGCUGACUUCACCCUGCAGGACGGCAGGGCAGGAGCCCAGGUGCUGGUGUCCUGCCAGGCGUCCACGGGCAGCCCCCCCAUCGCCUACAGCCUGGUGGGGAAGGACGGGCGUGUCCACCUGCAGCAGACGCCCAGCCACGGGCAGCCAGCACGCUUCUCCCUCCCCGUGACGCAGACGCCAAACUGGUUCCAGUGCCGGGCUGAGAACGGUGUCAGCGCAGACUCCAGCCCCCUCACGCUGGUGCCCCCAGGGCUGCUGCCCCAGGUGCCCACCAUGCUGCUGGCCGGCAGCCUCGUCUCCAUCGCUGCCGUGACUUCUGGGAUGCUGGGCUGGGCCUGGAGGACCAGGCUAUGAGCCCGGAGCGCUCGAGGGUCCAGGUGUCCGCGCCGGAGGCCGGAGCAGCUGCCGCCACCUCGAGCCGUGUGGGGCUCUGGGAAGGCCCCGGACCUCGCCAGCCGCUGACCACCUGCUCCACUGGCCGCACCUGCCCUCCUUCCCCGCCCACACACCCGGGCGGCGCCGGCGCGCCCAGCCAGCACCCUCGUUAAUCUCCUCGGGCCCCUGGCUGCAGGGCCCUUGCAGCCCAGCGGGGCAGGCCCAGGCCCACGGGGAGAGCCUGGGUGGGGAGGGCGGGGGCCACGGAUUAAACUGUCCCCUGCCGCGAGCGUGAGGACAUUCUUUCCGCCCGCGCCCCGCCGCGAGCCCGGAAGGCUGGGGGGACCCGAGCUGGGCUUGGCCGCGGCGGGCAGGUGCGCCCCAGAGGCUCCCCGGCGGCGGCGGCGGGGCGGGCGCGG